This is a messenger RNA of Mugil cephalus (flathead mullet), 1843 nucleotides long. RefSeq names its product galanin receptor 2a. Gene Ontology annotation, cellular component: membrane. Bases 160 to 1161 code for a protein of 333 amino acids. The transcript is spliced from 2 exons. NCBI's taxonomy places the organism in Eukaryota, Metazoa, Chordata, Actinopteri, Mugiliformes, Mugilidae. The record is from RefSeq and is a predicted model, not a curated record. Gene Ontology annotation, molecular function: galanin receptor activity. Gene Ontology annotation, biological process: neuropeptide signaling pathway; adenylate cyclase-modulating G protein-coupled receptor signaling pathway.
UUUGAUGAGGAGACGUCUCCUGCUGCGCUGCGUCUGGAUGGAGCCGCGGCGCGUAAACGAGGCGUCUCCAGGAGCAGUUUUUGUUUCCUCCUCCUCCUCCUCCUGGACACAAACCUGCAGAAGAGAGAUUAUGAAAGCAUGAAUGGAUAAAACAUAAAGAUGAACCUGUCUUCCCUCAACUCCUCCUCUUCUUCUUCUUGGAAAGCGGAGUCGGUGGUCGUCUCUUUGGUUUUUUUGCUCAUUUUCCUCCUCGGUACCGUGGGGAACUCCCUGGUGCUCGCGGUUCUGUGCCGUGGACCAGGGCCACCGGGGCAGAUGGGCACCAAGACCACCAACAUGUUCAUCCUGAACCUGGGGCUGGCGGACCUGAGCUUCAUCGUGUUCUGCGUCCCCUUCCAGGCCACCAUCUACACCCUGGACCAGUGGGUGUUCGGCCCGCUGCUCUGCAAACUGGUCCACUUCAUCAUCUUCCUCACCAUGUACGCGAGCAUCUUCACCCUGAUGGCCGUCUCCCUGGACAGGUAUUUUGCCAUCUGCUACCCGCUCCGCUCCAGAGAGGUGAGGACCCCGCAGAACGCCCUGACCUCCAUCUGCCUGGUCUGGGUCCUGGCCCUGGUCUUCUCCGCCCCGUACCUCAGCUACUUCAGCCAGGUGGAGCUGGCCGGCAGCGUCCUGUGCGUCCCCUCCUGGGAGUCCAGGCCUCGCAUCGCCAUGGACGCGUGCACCUUCGUCUUCGGGUACCUGGUCCCCGUCCUGGUGCUCGGCCUCACCUACGCCCGCACCGUCCGCUACCUGUGGACCAGCGUGGACCCGGUGAAGGACGCGUCCGAGUCCAGGCGCGCCAAGCGCAGGGUGACCAAGAUGAUCAUCGUGGUGGCCGCUCUCUUCUGCCUCUGCUGGCUGCCCCACCACCUGGUCGUCCUCUGCAUGUGGUUCGGGUGCUUCCCCCUCAACCACGCCACCUACGUCCUGCGCAUCCUGUCCCACCUGGUGUCCUACGCCAACUCCUGCCUCAACCCCAUCGUCUACGCGCUCGUCUCCAAGCAUUUCCGCAAAGGCUUCGGGAAAGUGUUCGGCUGCCGGGGGAAGAGGGCGGAGGUCAACAGGGUCCACGUGGUCCAGGCGGUGAACACGGUCUGCAGCGAGGACGCGUCCCACUAGAGACGAGGACGCGUCUCUUUUCAUUUGUAUGAUGAAUGAAUUUACCAUAUUUGUUUCCUUGUCCUUGUAGACAUUUAUUGUUAUUCAUUAUUAUUAUUAUUAUUAUUAUUAUUAUUAUUAUUAUUAUUAUUAUUAUUAUUAUUAUAAAAGGCUGCACCAAACAGCAACAAAAACCAGUGAACGUUUAAAAGAAGAGUCAAAACUCAUAAAAUUCAAAGAUAUUGUGGAGUUUCAAAAAGCACAAAUCCUCCACAAAGCGAAAAAACAAACAAACAAACAAAAAACUACCAUAAAACAUUUAAGAAUGUAUUUAGUCCGUGGGAAGAGGAAAGUUAAACUUCAGAACACAUUUAUAUUUAUAAACCAGUUUAACAAUAUAUUUAUAUAAAGAGAAGAUGCAGAAAUGAAGAGUGUGUUUGAUCAUCAGUGUGUUUACUGUUAAUUAUUUAUUGUUACUUUUAUAUUUUUGUGUGUUAUUUAUAUAUAAUAUAAAGAUUAUUGUUGUUGUUGUACUGACAGGAAGAGGAGAAUAUAUAUAUUAUUAUAUUAUUAUUAUAUACGUCGUCUUUGCUCCUGGACGUGUAGACGAUGGAAUAUUGAGAUUAUUUUUAUUUUGUGUUAUUUAUGUUCAUUGUGAUUAUUCCUGUAUGAUUAUUUUGUUGUUAUUGGUAUUAUUUUGUUU